Molecule: messenger RNA, 963 nt
Organism: Candidula unifasciata
Lineage: Eukaryota; Metazoa; Mollusca; Gastropoda; Stylommatophora; Geomitridae
Source: the annotation of a GenBank genome assembly
AUGGCCACAGCUGUUGAUGUGGAUAAAGUUGGUGGUGGCUUGAUGAAUUUGUUCUCAUAUUCAAACCUGGUACAUGCAGUUUCUGGAGCCAGUGGAAGUGUUAUAGCAAUAUCAGUGUUCUAUCCUCUAGACACAGUCAGGACAAGACUUCAAGUUGAUGACCAUAGACGGGCAAAAAAUACAUAUGAAGCCUUGAAGGAGAUUAUACGUGAGGAAGGACUACAGGGUCUCUAUCUAGGCUGGUUUCCUGUUGUCAGUGCUCUUAGCUGUUCCAACUUUAUUUAUUUUUACACCUAUAAUGGCCUCAAGUCAGCAUUACUUGGUGGGCGUAGCAAGGCAUCUCCACUUGUUGAUUUGUCUUUGGCUUUUGUUUCAGGAGUGGUCAAUGUUCUGAUUACAACCCCUCUGUGGGUGGCCAACACACGAUUGAAACUGCAGGGUGCCAAGCUGCACACAGCGCACUACAACAAGAGGGAUGGCCCUAGCAAAGAUUCUGAUCAGAAAUACACAGGAAUUCUCGAUUGCCUAUUAAAGAUAAUCAACCGAGAAGGCAUCCAGAAGUUGUGGGGUGGGACAGUGCCUUCAAUUUUGCUGGCGACUAAUCCAGCUAUUCAGUUUAUGGUCUACGAGGCUCUAAAACGUUACUUCAGAGGCCUGUUCCAUGUACCAGAGCUGAGUGGACUAAUGUAUUUUAUAUUAGGGGCUGUAGCGAAAACAGUUUCUACGGUGAUUACCUACCCCUUACAAGUAAUACAGAGCAGGCUCAGGGCUGGCUAUGCCAAACAUGAAAGUUCACUAACAUUAGUUGAGAACCUGCUACAUUUAAUCAAAACUCGUGGAUUUGGUGCCCUGUACAAAGGCAUGGAGGCUAAACUUCUACAAACAGUACUCACCGCAGCUCUGAUGUUUCUCAUCUAUGAAAAGAUUGCCGCCUUUAUAUUCCAUUUAAUGGGCCUAAAGUAG